AAAAAAAAUCUUGAUACCUUGAAAUGGAGGAAUUAAGUGAGCAAUCUGUAUUUGUUCAAAGUACACAAUCCAUUGACGAAGAUGAGAUUCUUCCGGCAGCAAUUUGUAUUAUGCCACCACGUCCUGGCACAGCACCUAAGCAUUUCCAAGAGUUGCAUAUACCGCGCGAACAAUUGACGCCCGUCCACUAUCCCAUACAGGAGGCACAACGUUGGCUGACCUUAGUGGGUAAGAAUGGGAAAGUCUACCGCUUUCCACUGCCCACGAUACUGCCGAAGGUCAUUCAGACGCGCUUCGUGCCCAAGGGUGAACUGCCCAAGGAUGUGGCCGUGGAUCGCCGCCGUCGACAAUACAGCAAAAUUAAUCUAAUUGAAGAGCUCAAGAAAGCCGGACUCACCGACGAUAUGCUGCAGCCCACCGAGGAGCAAUAUAAUUUGAUGUCUGAAUUUGCCUUUCCGCACAAGUUUCCUCUCAGCUUUUUCGACGACAGCAACUAUGACAUUAGCUCCCCGGCUGCCUGGUUUGAGCUGGGCAUUGUUGGCGAUGUUCAUUAUCCGCUGCCGGCACGCGCCUAUUUGCCCUAUAAUCGAAGUCUGCGCAGCUGUCGUUGGGUUACGGCUGCGGUUACAUUCUACAAUGAGAAAACCGAUCUCUGGACGCUCAUCUCGAUGGAUGAUGAGUGCAGCUACGAGGUGCCCAAGUUGCAGUUCAUGUUCCUAGCCGAGGACCCGCACAAAUACAUCCAGCGUAUCAAGUCGGCUGUGCACGAACGGCACAAGGGCGAGCAACUGAUGCUUAUGGAGCUGAUUGUGGACUGUGUGCUCCAUGACGAUAUUGAAUCGACGACUUUUCAGAGCCUUAAGCCCAUUGAAGCUGUGCUGCAGAAGUCCAAAGUCUCUGAUCAGUGCAAGCGACGUCUGCGCUCCGAGGUGAACAUUGUCUUCGAGCGCCUGAUGGCUCUCUACGAGCUGGAACAGUUCAUCAUACACAUGCCCAAAGAGUUUCCACAGUUCCGCAAUAUUUCGCUCAAGGAGUUUAUGCCAACGGCCGCCCGAGUUGACUUUGCCGAUCACGAGCGACGAGAGCUACAGGCGCUUGAAAUAAAUAUUAAGGAGAAACGCUACGGCUGGCUAAGAACUAGCCUAUUUUAUUGUACCGGCAGCAUCGAGACCAUGAUGGCCGUCGCUAGCCAAUGCCAACACAUCGAGACGCUAACCAUAUUCGUGUGCACCUUCAAUAAGCCGAUGGCUCUGGUUGAUUUUUUGCAGUCGCAAGAGACGCACAGCGAUAGUGUUUCGACCUUUCUGAAGGUCUAUUGGCCGCAGCAGCUGACGACUGUGAUCACAUUGGUGCUGCGUGCCCUGGGCAAGGGCUGGCUGGACAUCUCGCUGAACAAUUGGACUGUCUAUCAGAUGUGCAAGAUUUCUCAAUUCCUUUUGCAGGUGAAGUUUCGCAUGCAGGAGUCAAUGGAGGUGCUGCUGUUCUCCUCGCUGACGAACUUCGCAAAUCUCGUCUGUGAUCCGUGUCAGCAGUUCCUGAACCUGAAGAGCAAUUAUAAGUGGACAAGUAACUUCAUUGAUACGGAAUUUCCCUUUCCAAAGCCCGUCUUUGCACUGACAAUUGGCAUUAAUGAGGAUCGGAAGGUUUUCUACUCCACAAAUCCGGAUGAGUUUCAGCCCUCGUUAAUGGACGUCUUUAAGCGGGGACUGGAGAAGGUGUCGGGUGUGCGGACAAUUGAAGCGGAUGUCAUGAGCUCUUUGAAAUUCGCCCAUAAUCUAUUCGUAUUGACCGUAGAACUGAUCGAGGAUAAAUUCCUAACUCAGCAUGAACUAAUGCGCAAUUGCUAUGCCCAGGCUGUGUUGCCCCUGAAGGCCUACGCCCGCCACUACGAGCGAUUCAUCAACUUUUACUUGCUAAAUGUCAACGAAUUUAUGAAAGACUAUGCAGCUGCGUGCAAGCCCUCGUCACAGGUGAAGUGGGACAUAUUGGAGUACAAGCGACAAAAGGAGGAGAUUCGUCAAAUAUUGCCAGCAUUCAUAACCAUCGGACCAUUCUACGUCAACGUGGACAAUCUGAAGCAGUUCAUGAUCAAGAAGUACAUUGACCUGGUGCGGCGCAUCUUUGAGUAUUACGUGGACCGCAUGUACGAGUCGACUGAUAAUAUCAUUGAUCGUUGCCAGGAGGUGUUCCAUAAGAUCGCCUUGCGACCCAUAAGCAUUGAGCAUCUAUUUGAGAUUCGUGAUUAUGCGCUGACUGUGCCCGAACAGGUUGAACAUCUGCGCGCCGAUAUCCAGGUGCUUUGGCUGGAGUAUGAUCUGCUUGAUAGUUUCUUUUACAAUUUGAGCGAUCAUCAGUUUGCUAUGAAGUGGAACGCCUUUGCCUGGCCAUAUCAGAUUCUUGUGCGUUUGUCUACUUUGAAGGAGGAGCAAAAGAUCGAUAUUGAGGAAUUCUUGCGUCAGCAUUACAGUGAAUGCCAGGUCUUCGAGGAGCGUCUCGAAUCCCUGAAUGACGAAGUCCAAACGUACUCACUCGCCUUCAAUCCCAAUCGAGCGCAGGAGACAUCGGUGGACAUCAAACUUACAUCGGGUGUGAUCAGAGAACUGGAGAAGCUGGGCCAAACUCUGCAAUAUCGUCAAGAGCUCUUCGAGCUGGAGCCACUCUCCACAUCGUUUCUGACCAGCAUCAUGGAGAGCUUUCAGCCCUAUAGAACGCUAUGGUAUGCCUGUGCAAACUUUCAGAAAUUGGAGGAUGCCACCCUGGGCAAUCCCAUUGCACUGAUUGAGCUCGAGGAGGUGUGGAACAAUUUAAUGAAUCUGCGCGGUGAACUCGUCCAAUCGCUGGACAACUUCUCUGAGAAGGCCGAGAUCAUGGAGGUGGCGAAAGUGUUUAUUAAGAAAAUUGAUGAUUUCGUGCCCGUUUACCAAAGCGUCAAGGAUCUGCGUAACGAGAAUUGGAUUUAUUUGCAUUGGAUGGAGCUCAGUCGCGUGAUUGGCACCGAAAUCAAAUACACUGCUUCCAUGAACUAUCAGUAUCUGAUACGCAAGGGUGUGCUCGACUUCUUGCGCGAGGUGCACGAGAUCUCCGAGAGGGCCACCAAUGAUGCUGAAGAAAUCAGACUUGCCUUCGAGGCGGAGGAGAAGCGCAAACAGGACGAGCUGAAUGCGCUGCUGUUGCGCAAACAGAUGCGCAAGUGCCGCAGGGACAUCAUCUGAAAUGGCUACGAGUGCUCCAUGUAUGCAGAUCUGCGAUGUAUUUAUUGACUUUAGUUUACUGUAAUAAAACGCAUUCCAUCCGAGUUAAGUGUGCUUCCAGU
Molecule: messenger RNA, 3313 nt
Organism: Drosophila hydei
Lineage: Eukaryota; Metazoa; Arthropoda; Insecta; Diptera; Drosophilidae
Gene: sac
Product: dynein heavy chain 1, axonemal
Exons: 1
Coding region: 24-3212 (1062 amino acids)
Biological process (GO): microtubule-based movement
Cellular component (GO): dynein complex
Molecular function (GO): dynein light intermediate chain binding; dynein intermediate chain binding; minus-end-directed microtubule motor activity
Source: RefSeq, a predicted model, not a curated record